Messenger RNA from Erinaceus europaeus (western European hedgehog), 5811 nucleotides. It is a transcript of the gene THBS1, whose product is annotated as thrombospondin 1. Gene Ontology annotation, cellular component: extracellular region. Bases 218 to 3733 code for a protein of 1171 amino acids. Gene Ontology annotation, molecular function: calcium ion binding; protein binding. Lineage: Eukaryota; Metazoa; Chordata; Mammalia; Eulipotyphla; Erinaceidae. The record is from RefSeq and is a predicted model, not a curated record. Gene Ontology annotation, biological process: cell adhesion; negative regulation of angiogenesis. The transcript has 22 exons.
UCUCUGCCCCCAAGCUGCUCGCAGCCGCUUCCCGCUCCUGUACCUCUGUGGAUCCUGCGCCCAACUGCACCCUAAUCCACACAGUCUGGGACCAAAACGUGGAGGGGAAAGACCCCGAAGACCAGCUCCCACUUUUCACACAACCUCCCUGCCUGGCCGCCUCCGACUUGGGCUUCCUUUCUCGCUACAGGUUCUAGAGAGCACAAACAGCUCCACCAUGGGGCUGGCCUGGGGACUCGGUGUCCUGUUGCUGUUCCAUGUGUGUGGCUCCAACCGCAUUCCAGAGUCUGGAGGUGACAGCAGCCGCGUAUUUGACAUCUUUGAGCUCACAGGAACUGCCCGCAGGGGCUCAGGGCGCAGACUGGUCAAGGGCCCGGACCCCUCCAGCCCAGCCUUCCGCAUCGAGAAUGCCGAUCUGAUCCCCCCUGUCCCCGAUGACAAGUUCCAAGACUUGGUGGAUGCAGUGCGAGCUGAGUCAGGCUUCCUGCUGCUGGCCACCCUGCGGCAGAUGAAAAAGACACGGGGCACACUGCUGUCUCUGGAGCGCAGGGACGGCUCAGGCCAUGUCUUCAGCGUGGUCUCCAACGGCAAGGCGGGCUCACUGGACCUCAGCCUGAACGUGCAAGGCAAGCAGGCCCUGGUUUCGGUGGAGGAAGCGCUCCUGGCCACUGGCCAGUGGAAGAGCAUCACGCUUUUUGUGCAAGAGGAUCGGGCCCAGCUGUAUGUGGACUGUGAGAAGAUGGAGAGCGCUGAGCUCGACUUCCCCAUCCAGAAGGUCUUCACCCGGGACCUGGCCAGCAUUGCCAGGCUCCGAAUUGCCAAGGGCGACCUCAACGACAACUUCCAGGGGGUGCUGCAGAAUGUGAGGUUUGUCUUUGGAACCACACCAGAAGACAUCCUCAGGAACAAAGGCUGCUCCAGCUCUACCAAUGUUCUUCUCACACUGGAUAACAAUGUGGUGAAUGGCUCCAGCCCUGCCAUCCGCACUAACUACAUCGGUCACAAGACCAAGGACCUGCAUGCCAUCUGUGGCAUCUCCUGUGAUGAACUGUCCAGCAUGGUCCUGGAACUCAGGGGCCUACGGACCAUGGUGACCACCCUGCAAGACAGCAUCCGAAAAGUGACUGAAGAGAGCAAGGACUUAGCUAAUGAGCUGAGGAGGUCCCCCCAUUGCUAUUACAAUGGGGUACAGUACAAGAACAAUGAGGAGUGGACAGUGGAUAGCUGCACUGAGUGCCAAUGUCAGAACUCAGUUACCAUGUGCAAGAAAGUGUCCUGCCCCAUUAUGCCCUGCUCCAAUGCCACAGUUCCUGAUGGAGAAUGCUGCCCACGGUGUUGGCCCAGUGACUCUGCAGAUGAUGGCUGGUCCCCAUGGUCUGAGUGGACCUCCUGCUCAGUGACCUGUGGCAAUGGGAUCCAGCAGCGGGGCCGCUCCUGUGACAGCCUCAACAACCGCUGUGAGGGUUCCUCUGUCCAGACACGCACCUGCCACAUCCAGGAGUGUGAUAAGAGAUUUAAGCAGGAUGGCAGCUGGAGUCACUGGUCCCCCUGGUCCUCUUGUUCGGUGACAUGUGGUGAGGGUGUGAUCACAAGGAUCCGGCUCUGCAACUCUCCCAGCCCCCAGAUGAAUGGAAAGCCAUGUGAAGGCGAAGCCCGGGAGACCAAAGCCUGUGCCAAAGAUGCCUGCCCCAUCAAUGGAGGCUGGGGUCCCUGGUCACUGUGGGACAUCUGCUCUGUAACCUGUGGAGGAGGAGUACAGAGACGCAGCAGGCUCUGCAAUAACCCUGCACCCCAGUUUGGAGGCAAGGACUGCAUCGGUGAUGUGACCGAAAGCCAGAUCUGCAACAAGCAGGACUGCCCAAUUGAUGGAUGUCUAUCCAACCCCUGCUUUGUGGGUACCAAGUGUACAAGCUAUCCUGACGGCAGCUGGAAAUGUGGAGCAUGUCCCCCUGGUUACAGCGGGAAUGGCAUCCAGUGCACAGAUGUCAAUGAGUGUAAAGAAGUGCCCGACGCCUGCUUCAACCACAAUGGGGAGCACAGGUGCAAGAACACCGACCCUGGCUACAACUGCCUGCCCUGCCCACCACGCUUCACUGGCACACAGCCCUUUGGCCGGGGUGUAGAGCACGCAGCUGCCAACAAACAGGUGUGCAAGCCCCGCAACCCCUGCACAGAUGGGACACAUGACUGCAAUAAGAAUGCCAAGUGCAACUACCUAGGUCACUACAGUGACCCCAUGUACCGCUGCGAGUGCAAGCCUGGCUAUGCAGGCAACGGCAUCAUCUGUGGAGAGGAUACAGACCUGGAUGGCUGGCCCAAUGAAGACCUGGUGUGUGUGGCCAAUGCCACCUACCACUGCAAAAAGGAUAACUGCCCCAACCUUCCCAACUCGGGGCAGGAAGACUAUGACAAGGAUGGGAUUGGUGAUGCCUGUGAUGAUGAUGACGACAAUGACAGAAUCCCAGAUGACCGGGACAACUGUCCAUUCCAUUACAACCCAGCUCAGUAUGACUAUGACAGAGAUGAUGUGGGAGACCGCUGUGACAACUGCCCCUACAACCACAACCCAGACCAGGCAGACACAGACAACAAUGGGGAAGGGGAUGCCUGUGCUGCAGACAUUGACGGGGAUGGCAUCCUCAAUGAGCGAGAUAACUGCCAGUAUGUGUACAAUGUGGACCAGAGAGAUACGGACAUGGAUGGGGUAGGAGAUCAGUGUGACAACUGCCCCCUGGAGCACAACCCAGAUCAGUUUGACUCAGACUCAGACCGAAUUGGAGACACUUGUGACAAUAAUCAAGACAUUGAUGAAGACGGCCACCAGAACAACCUGGACAAUUGCCCCUAUGUGCCCAACGCCAACCAGGCUGACCAUGACAAGGACGGCAAGGGUGAUGCCUGUGAUCAUGAUGAUGACAAUGAUGGCAUUCCUGAUGACAAGGACAACUGCAGACUUGUGCCCAACCCUGACCAGAAGGACUCUGAUGGUGAUGGCCGAGGUGAUGCCUGCAAAGAUGACUUUGACCAUGACAGUGUGCCAGACAUUGAUGACAUCUGCCCUGAAAAUGUUGACAUCAGUGAGACUGAUUUCCGCCGAUUUCAGAUGAUUCCUCUGGAUCCUAAAGGGACAUCCCAGAAUGAUCCCAACUGGGUUGUGCGUCAUCAGGGUAAAGAGCUGGUCCAGACUGUCAACUGCGAUCCUGGCCUAGCUAUAGGCUAUGAUGAGUUCAAUGCCGUGGACUUCAGUGGCACUUUCUUCAUCAACACCGAGAGGGACGAUGACUACGCCGGCUUCGUAUUUGGCUACCAGUCCAGCAGCCGCUUCUAUGUGGUGAUGUGGAAGCAGGUCACCCAGUCCUACUGGGACACAAACCCCACCAGGGCACAGGGAUACUCAGGCCUUUCUGUGAAGGUUGUCAACUCCACCACUGGGCCCGGCGAGCACCUGCGCAAUGCCCUUUGGCACACAGGGAACACCCCUGGCCAGGUGCGCACCUUGUGGCAUGACCCCCGACACAUAGGCUGGAAGGAUUUCACUGCCUACAGGUGGCGUCUCAGCCACAGGCCCAAGACAGGCUUCAUCAGAGUGGUGAUGUAUGAAGGGAAGAAGAUCAUGGCUGACUCAGGACCUAUCUAUGACAAGACCUAUGCCGGUGGAAGGCUGGGCAUGUUUGUCUUCUCUCAGGAAAUGGUGUUCUUCUCAGACCUGAAAUAUGAGUGCAGAGAUUCCUAACUGUCAAGCGGCUGAUCAAACGACUGGUCAUAACCAAUGCCGGUAUUGUGCUUUCUGAAGCCAUGGGCUUGAGCAGACCCCAGGAUCACACCUCCCUGCUCAUCUCUUUCCUCUGCUUGCCUCAGUGCAGAAUCCUAGAACAUGUGACUUGCCUCAAGAAAAAAAAUGCAUUUCUCCCCACACAGACUCAGCAGUCAGCUUCUAAACCAGAAAAGAAGCUCCUAGAAAUAUAAACAGCUCCUUUAAGUGUGCUUUUGUGACAUGAACGUAGACACUGGCUCCAAUGGGAAGGUACCCAUUCAAACUUUGGUCACAGAGCAGAGUGCUAAUUGGGAGGCCAGCUCUGAGUUCUGCACUCCAACUCAUUUUCAAGCAUGUGAGAGAAGGGAGGAUUCACUAAAAUUAGCAAACCAAGCUACUCCUGACAUCUCCCUCCAGAACAGGAGGUGCUGGGGCCAAGGCCCCUUGGGGAGGGCUCUUAACCAGGAGACUAUAUGAAGAGAAUACGGAGGAACUGUUACAUGCUCGGUACUCAAUCAUUUUCGGGAGACUGAAAGACUGUGCUGGAUUUCAUGAUGCUGACUGGUGUUAGCUGAAUAGCCCAUAUAAAUAGGCACCUAAAUAGAAAUGGAAAAUUGAGUGGAACCCCACCUCUUCUGAAUCACCUACAGUGACUAGAGUAGGAGAUCAGAAUUAGACCAGCAGGAGAAAGCGCCAGCCACCACUGCCUGGUUGCAAUGACAUUGUUGGUUUGGUUCAAGAUGUAGCUUGUGCAGAUGUAGCAGAAAGAAUACAAAACCCAACCAUCUCACUGAGCACUGGGUACCUCCCAGGGGAGGGGCAGAGUGCUUAUAUUUUUAUGGUUAGAAAGGCACAAAAUCAUUAUCAGCGAAAACAUUCCUUUUUUUUUUUCUGAAUAGCAUGGAGUUUUACAGUUCUCUCUUUUGGACUGUAGAUGUUUAUUCUUUUUUUUUUUUUCCUGUAGCAGAUGCUUUGAAGUGGAUAAUAUUUAUUUUCUACUUCUUCUGGAGAGGCUGUCUAACUAUUCAUGGGACAGAGAGAAACAGAAGGUCAACCUAUGUCAUCUUUGUCAUAAGUCUUCAUGACUGUAUGAUUGUAAAUACAGAUUAUUUAUUGACUCUAUUCUACCUGGAACCGUAGGUUUCAAGUGGAAAGUGCUGGAAAGCAGGCAGUUGAGAUUAAUCAGCCACUCUCCUGCAAGAGUGGCACAAAGAAAGCACUACUCUACUCUGUGCUCAAAGUGAACGAUCUGGGAGUCUUCUUGCCCCCACUCCACUCUGUUUUGUGUUUUCAAGUGAAAUUGGUUGUACAUGUGUUUAAAUCGCAAAGCACAUCAUUUGGUCUUUUAAUAUUGUUUUUGCCCCAUCCCUUGUGCCUGACUCCAGGAGUAAAAAAAGCAUCUACACUUUCUUCUUGUUUUUUCCAAAAGAGAAAAAAAAAAGGACAAAGGUGAAACUUAUAUACAAAUAUUACCUCAUUUCUUGUGUGACUGAGUAAAGCAUUUGGGGAUCAAGCAGAAAGAGUUUAAGUGUCUGACAAACUUAAAGCUACUGUAGUAUCUGAAAAGUCAAUGUUGUACAUAGUGUAAGAAUUCUUUACAGAAAAGUAUUCCCAAAAAAGGAAACAACAUUGAAAUACUAAAUACAACUUCUGAAAAGUGAUUUUUUUCCUAUCAUCUUGUGUACCAUUGCUUUAUUUUUAUAAAUUAUUUUCUCAUCGCCAUUGGAAUAGAGAUCUGAUUGUGUAGAUAAUGCUAUUUAAAUAAUUUAUCAGGAAAUACUGCCUGUAGAGUAUUUCUAUUUUUAUAAACUGUUUGCACACUGAAUUGAAGAAUUGUUGGUUUUUCUCUUUUUUGUUUGGUUUUUAUUUUUGUUGUUGUUGAUGUUUUGCUUGUUAACCCCCUCCCUCAAGUUUUUACUAUUUGCCAAUACCUUUUUCUAGGAAUAUGCUUUUUUGUACACAUUUUUAUCCAUUUUACAUCAUAAAACAGCGUAAGUUGUAUAUUACUAGUUCUUAUGUAUAAGGAAUAAUAAAUCAUAUGAAAAUUUAUAUUUGUA